AUGGGAGAUUCUGAUGAUUGGAUAGCCAGAGCAAAAUGGUUUCAGAAGUGUGCACCUGAUGAUUGGGAGACUAGCAAGCAUGAUUAUGUCAGACAAAUCAGGGAUUUAUGUAGGGAAAGUGAGGAAUUGAAACACACUUACAAGGAAACAGUUAAUUGGAAUAAUGUUGUUAAACCAUUGGAUAAAGAAUAUGUAUUUAUAAUGAGAAAAGACUGUAUAGGUGAUAAUAAUACUGUGAAUAAUGAUACAAUUAAUGAGGAUGUUGAUGAAAUCGAAAAUUUCACAGUGUAUAAUGAUGAACAACAGAUAGCCAUGCAUGAGCAGCUAAAUAAUGAAUGGGUGGGGAAAGAUGAGUGUGAUUAUGAUGCUGAUGACUGGGUUGAUUUUGCAAAGUGGCACCUGCAGUUGAUACCAGAGACCUGGGAGGAAGAAAAGUAUAGCUUUCCUAAAAAGCUAGGGGAUAAGGAUACUGAAUCUCUUAGUGAAGAGCAGGUGUGCACCAUGACUAAAGAUUAUGUACAAGAGACAGAGGAGGACUUGUUGACCAAAACAGAAUUGAAGCAUGAUUUUAUUGAAGAGGUGCAGGUGCACGCGCGCACGCACACUGGAGAGAAGCCGUUCCAGUGCACCGAGUGCGGUAAAGCAUUCACCCAGGUGCGCAACUACAAGUACCACGUGUCAGUGCACGCGGGCACGCACGAGUUCGCGGCGGUGUGUCCAGAGUGCGGCAAGGUGUUCAACAACGGCGGCUACCUCAGCUCGCACAUGAAGAUCCACCGCAACCGGAAAGAGUAUGCGUGCGCAGAAUGCGGGCGGCGCUUCAACCAGCGCGUCACCUGCAACACGCACAUGCGCACACACACGGGGCUGCGACCUCAUGUCUGCACUCUAUGUGACAAGGCCUUCACGCGCAAGACGCUGCUCAUCCAGCACAUGCGCACGCACACCGGUGAGAAGCCCUUCACCUGUGAGGUGUGCGGGAAGCGGUUCGCGGACCGCAGCAACAUGAUUCUCCAUCAGCGCCUGCACUCGGGCAUCAGGCCGUACAGCUGCGGCGAGUGCGGCAAGGCGUUCACCAAGAAGCACCACCUCAAGGCGCACAUGUCCUGCCACACGGGGCUGCGGCCGCACGCCUGCGACCUCUGCGGCGCUCGCUUCAGCCAGGCCAGCAACAUGCGCACGCACCGCAAGAAGUGCACCGCGCCGCGGCCUUCCGGCGGUGGUGGUGGCGGCGUCACGGCUGGGAAGACGGAGGUCAAGGCAGGCACGCUGUCGGUCUUACUGGCCGUGCACGGCCAGGAAUCCAGCCGCUGCCGUGUGCGGUCGCUGGUUCUCAAAGAAGUUGUUCCGCUGGCUGCUCGCGGGCCUGUUGCUCUCCCGGACCGGAAUCUACGGCACGUGGCUCGCGAGGAAGAGUUGUUAGCUAAAUGUCGUCGCUUAGGCCACCAACAGCAGGAGGGCGGCUCGUCGCUGGAAUGUCUUUGA
Molecule: messenger RNA, 1485 nt
Organism: Schistocerca piceifrons (Central American locust)
Lineage: Eukaryota; Metazoa; Arthropoda; Insecta; Orthoptera; Acrididae
Product: zinc finger protein 583-like
Exons: 5
Coding region: 1-1485 (494 amino acids)
Biological process (GO): regulation of transcription by RNA polymerase II
Molecular function (GO): RNA polymerase II cis-regulatory region sequence-specific DNA binding; DNA-binding transcription factor activity
Source: RefSeq, a predicted model, not a curated record